Molecule: messenger RNA, 1662 nt
Organism: Sphaerulina musiva SO2202
Lineage: Eukaryota; Fungi; Ascomycota; Dothideomycetes; Mycosphaerellales; Mycosphaerellaceae
Product: general substrate transporter
Exons: 5
Coding region: 1-1662 (553 amino acids)
Biological process (GO): carbohydrate transport; transmembrane transport
Cellular component (GO): membrane
Molecular function (GO): carbohydrate:proton symporter activity
Source: RefSeq, a predicted model, not a curated record
AUGACAAUCCAACUCUGGCGUCGCGUCCCCGGAAAGACGUUAUUCUUCCUCCUCAACCUCUUCAGCGCCACCGCCCUCGUCUUCGAAGGCUACAACCAAGGAGUCUUUGGAACCGUCUCAGGCACGCCCGGUUUCAUCGCCAUGGCGGGCAUCGGAUAUGGCAAUACCGUCACAAAUUCUACUAAGCAAGGAGGGUUGGCUGCGAGUUAUUAUCUUGGUGCUAUUGUUGGAUGUUUGUUGGGAGGCUGGAUAGCAGAUCGAUUCGGUAGACGAAAAGGAGUUGCUCUCGGUUCAGUUUUUGCAUUACUCGGCUCUGCACUGAUGAGUGGGAGUGUGAAUUCUGAUAUGAUGAUUUGCGCCCGAAUCAUCGCUGGCCUAGGCGUCGGGUUCGUCAACUCCAUUAUUCCCUCUUGGGUAUCCGAGCUCGCCUCUGCGCACGACCGAGGUUCGAAUUUCUCGUUGGUGUUUGUGGCCAAUUAUUUGGGAAUUGUGAUUGCGUAUUGGCUCAAUUUUGGCAUUCGAAACUCGGAUCCGGAAUUUCGUUGGAGGUUUCCUUUUGCGUUUAUGAGUGUUCCGAUGUUGAUGGUGCUUGCUACGACGCCGCUGUUACCGGAAUCUCCGAGAUGGUUGAUUGCCAAUGGUCGCCGCUCCGAGGCCAUUGAUAUUCUCACAAAACUUCGCGGUGAUCGACCAGCAGACGAUCCUGAACUCGUGGCAGAGAUUGAACAGCUCGAUGCCAUUGUCGCGGAUUUUGGACACAAGCGGAAUAAAUACAUCAACAUUCUCCUCGGUGGACGAUACUCGGGUCCUUUGCAUCUGGGUCGACGAGCGUUGAUGGGUGCCGCUUUACAAACGAUUCAGCAAUGGACAGGCAUUCUCGCUAUUGCCACCUGGGCCACCCAACUCUUCACCCUCGCCGGAUUCACCCCCUACAAAGCCGGCUGGCUAGCAGGCCUCAUCAACACCUUCGGAAUCUUCGGCACAGCCUCCGCCUCGCUCGUCAUCGACCGACUCGGACGCCGAAAAUCUCUCUUAAUUUCCUUCGCGACCCAAGGACUCUCGCUCUUCCUCGUGGCAGCCUUGAUCAAAACCUCGCAAGACGGCCAAAAAAUGCGCCAACCCGAAAUGUCCACGGCCCUGGGAACUGCUGCGGCGGCGUUUGCGUUUGUGUUUUUGUGGUGCUUUACCAUGUUUAAUAUUGUGCCGUGUUGGAUUUAUGGGAGUGAGAUUUGGCCGCAGGAUGUUCGGGCCAAGGGGUAUAGUAUGACGGUGCUCGGAUGGGCCGUUGGGUGUGGAGUGACGGGGUUUGUGAUUCCCAUCAUGUUGGAUCGAUUAGGCUGGGGGACGUUUGUGUUUUUUGGUGCCAUGAAUGUGGUUUCGGCGCCUGUGAUUUAUUUCUUUUAUCCCGAGGCCGCGAAUAAGUCGCUCGAGGAGGUGAAUUUGUUGUUUACGAGUGAGAGUUUGUUGGUGAGUGAGAAUUUGAAGGCGUAUCGCGUGAGGGUGGAGGAGGCUGGGGGCAGUGUGGCGUUGGCGGUCAAGAGGCUUUUGGAGGAGGCAAAUGCGGUGGAUGGUCGUCUUGGUCGUCAGGAGAUUUCGGAGGCGGGGAGUUCGGUGGGAGUGGGGAAAGAUGUAGUUGAUGUGGUGGCUACGGAGAAGGUGUGA